Toxoplasma gondii ME49 is the source of this 6384-nucleotide messenger RNA. RefSeq lists its product as hypothetical. The record is from RefSeq and is a predicted model, not a curated record. NCBI's taxonomy places the organism in Eukaryota, Apicomplexa, Conoidasida, Eucoccidiorida, Sarcocystidae. The coding region runs from base 580 to 6075 and encodes 1831 amino acids. The transcript has 4 exons.
CUCGGACCGCUGGAAAUGAAGAAGCACGAACGUUUCCGCCGAUCCGUCAGAAAGAAGAAGAAUUUAAGGAGACGAGACGCACAGCAGAGAGAAGCGUCAGACACCUCGAGAAAGCGUUUCAUCCUCCUCCUUUCGGAUUCUUCCAUCUUCUCUUCUUUCCUCCCUCUUUUGAUCCUCCCUCGACUUUGAAUCCGUUCAUCACUCUCUCCCCCUCUGUCCCCCUUCUCUCGUUUACCGCGCCUCCGGGUCUUCUGUCUCCUCUUUGCCUACGCUAAAAAGCGACAGCGCCUCGGUCUCCAUUGCGGCCUGUUCGUCUCGGCGCGUCUUCUUCUCUUCUCUCUUCUCUCCUUGGUUUUCCCUCUUUUUUCUCAUCUUUCUGUGAGUCUCCUUCGACAUCAAAGGCCUCACUUCGACUCACGCUGCUCUCUUCCGCUUAUGCGUGCGUCUCGUUUCCUCUUGCGUCUUCGCCUUCGUCUGGUCUAACGGAGCCGCUUUUCUUACUCUUCUCAGAGACAGUCUCUUCCACUUGUUCCUCUUCUUCUCUUCGUCUCCCUCCGCUCUGUCUUAUGCUUUGGGGGAAUGGAGGCCUUCGAGGACGCCGUCGUCGUCGAUGAUGACAACAAGGAGGAACCUCGCAUAUCUCACUUCUCUUCUCAGCGCUUCCCUCCAGUCUCUUCUUCGCCUUUCGCUUCCUCUUCCUCUUCUUCAGCUUCUUCGUCAACUCCUUUGAGGUCGUCGAGAGUGCCUUGCGAGGAUACGUCGGCUUCGAGUCCUCUGCCGAGCGACGUGAAUCGCCUGCAUGCGCGAAUUCAGCUGCAGCGCGCGAAAAUUGAAUUUCAGGAAAAGCGGAUUUCUCAGCUGCAGCGAGAGCGAGAAGAAGCGCGUUUCCGCCUCGCCAGUCAGCAGAGAGACGCGGAGACAGGCGAGCGGAGAAGGAGACAGAGAGGAAGUGACGGAGAAACUGACGGCGAGAAGGAAACAGCCGAACGUGGAGUAGGCUCCUGGGGAAGAACCGGGAAGUGGAUCGGCAGAGGCGGCGCGUCAAGCGAAGGACCCGACCGAGAAGAUGCACUUGCUUGCGAGAACGACAGGCUUCGACAGCGAGUUGAGGAGCUCGAGCGCCGGCAUCGAGAGCAUGUCUCUCUGCUUUCACAGUUGCGCUCUGCUCAAGGAAUAGAAAGAGGUGCUUCGGUGGCCGGUGUCGCUCUCUCUUCUGGAGAGCUGCAGGCACCAAGCAGAGGCGAAGAAAAGCGAGAGGACCCGCCGCUUUCGUCGCAGAGAACCACAGAGAAACGCCUCCAGAAUGAGGCGAGAGAUGGCCAGAAGAACGGAGACGCAUUUCUGGAGAGAGCCGCGAACGCGCGACAGAGAGAUGGAGGCGCAGAGGACGAGCGAGGGGCCUGGAGAGAGAAAGAAGAUGGUCAUUGGAGGAAGGCGCUCGACGAGCUUCUAAACAGCGAAGAGGCACUGGGCGACUUGCCUGAGAUCUCAACACAGAAACUAAGAGACAUUUGCAUGCAUCUCCGUCUGCCUGUCAAUCGCCAGGCAACACAGCAAAACACUGGUUCCUCUUUUACCUCUUCUUCCUCUUCCGUUCCUGAGUCGAGCGGCACCUUUGGGGGCGCUGCAACUGGACCUGCAAAGGGAGAAGAAGAAGGAGAAGAAGACGAAGAGGGAGAAGAAGAAGGAGAAGAAGAAAACUCGACAGGCGCGUCUGAGGAAGGCGCCAGAUCGAGUGUGGGAGACGCCGCUGGUAAAGGGAGAAGAGAGACAGCGACCGCUGCGGAUGGCACAGAGCAGGUCCUUCUCCGUUCGCUCGAGUUGAUCAUGGCCCAGAGGGGAUCUGAGACCUGGGGGCCGGUGCUGUCGCCGGCCUCGUUCCGCCUGUUGUCGCUGGCUCUUCGACGACUCGUGAGAACCAGCUCGGCGCUUGCGCGCUCGGAGGCUGCACUGUUCGCAGCUGCAAGUCUUGGGUCUUCUUCGCCUGGGUGGGCCUCUCUCCAGCCUUUUCAGGAGGCUGGCUGCGACACGAUUCAGGCGGUCUCCUCGCUUUUGAAAGAACUCGAAACGCGCAACGGCGAGGACGGAGAACGUGGUUGUACAGACGCGGACCCAGUCCAGGCAGCACGAAGGCUCCUGUCGCAUCUCGAGCGGGAACAAGAGAGCUACAGACACGACUUCGUCUCCGCCUUCCAAGCGUUCUGGAUUCUCUUCUCCGGCGAACUGGAGCGCAGCCUCCAGUGUUCGUACACCCCAGCUCGGCUGUGCGCCUUCCUGGACUUCCUUCACGUCCUCUUCUCUCGCUUGCCUGGCGCCUUUGUCGCCUUUUUCCUUCACGAGGAAAGCAGCCGGGAAGCAGGCACUCGAGUCGAAUACGAUGGUAUACGGCGAAAUGGAGAAAGUUAUCUUUCUACGUCGUUUGAAUCUCUGCAGACGCCGAGGGAAGGCGACGUCCUUCGCGACAUUCUUCACAGCGUGCAUACAGCCUUGAAGCAAUUAGAUCCGGCUCUUCCUGACUACGUGGAAGACGUUUACCUCGCCGGUCAGAGACCACGAGAUGAGACACGACGCAGACUUUAUCGGCACCAGCCAGAGGGAACAGAUGACGGCGCCAUGACUGAACAUGACAUCUCCAAACGCAUGUCGCGGCUCUCAGAGCCACAGCGGCCUUCUCCGGCGCCUCUUGUGCGAGCUCCCGAGGCUCCGGGCGCGCAUUGUGGGCGAGAAGGACGGGCCGGCGACGCGCCGGAGAACGGAGACAGCCAGCGAAGUUCACUGGCUUCCGCUGCGCCGAGACAAGACCCGCAGAGACAUGUGGGGACAGGCGCCCGUGGCAACGCGAGGACUGAGGAGACACCGCAGACUCUCAGGGAUACGCGAACAGAAAAAGGCCUUUCAGGACCGACGCGCCUGCCAGGGGAUGAACAGCUACCUCGAUAUCCGACCCCCUUCUUCUACCGUCUUGCAUCCUCUCCGGUCACCGAGUCUCCUCAUUCUUAUUCAUUUGUUCCUUCCCCACCUUCGUCACUUUCGUCUUCUUCGUUUUCCCCCGCUUCGUCAUGGACUCCUGUCGUCUCGAGUCCGCUGUCUGCGCCUGCGUCGGUGCCGCCUCUUUGGGCCUUCUCGUUUAUUUUGAAUCGCAUGUUACGCCUCUUCCAGAGCCUCGCGUCCUCGCUUCUUCUGCACCAGCAUCGGCUACUUCACUUUCUUCGGUCGCUCGACGCGUCGACGUCUUCGCCUGGUUCUCUCACCUUUUCCCCGUGGACACUCCACCCCUCCGCCCCUCUGUCUGUCUCCUCUUCAUGGUCCUCCCGCGUCUCCUCGUCUCUCUCUCCGACUGCGAGUUCGCUCGCGACUUCGCCUCCGCGACCCGCUCGCGCGUCUGCGGUUCCGACUCAAGAAUCUCGACGAAACGCGACCUCGCUUCUGGCAUUUCGGGAGCUGUGCCGCACUGAGGCUCGCGCGGCAAUCCUCGCGCAACUCCAGCGACUGGAAGAACGCGCCUUUUCCUCGUUUCUGCUUCUCCUCGACGCAGAGCCGUCCCUCCACGAACUCCUCCAACUGCACGCUCUCACGGAUCCGCCGAAGUCGCCUGCCCUCGCGCCGUCGCUCCUCACGAGUCACCCUGCAGUUCGAAACUUCCUGGAAAGCGAGGAGAAAGUCGAUCGACUCGAAAAGUCAGGACAUGCUUCUGCAGACCCUGGGCGUCCUCCGAUCCCCCUUUUCGGAGGAGAUAACGCGAGCAAGACGGGAGACAGCCUUGCGAGGGCAGACACGAGCCAGGGGUCAGAGCAAAGUCGAGAAAGGGAGUUCGGAAACGGAGAGACGGACAUGCUUCGACAGGUGGAAUGUCUUCGUCUUCUUCUGGAGGCAUGCAUUAUCCAGUUUCAGCACCCACCCGAGCCGCUCUUCGAUCUUCGUCUCUCAGCGUUACGCUUGAUUCGAGACACGCUGCUCGUUUGUCGCUACUCCUUCGGACAGGUAGUAGAUGACAUGCGGCGGAGACGGCCGCGAUCUUCGCGUGAUGCCUCAGCGCGAACGCGGGGGUUUUGCGGCAGCGUCGGACGAGUGCACGAAGGUGCAGACAUCCAGGACAACGCGAGCGCCUCAAGUCCGCUUCGGGACUCCGCAGAGCCUCGUUCGCCUUCCCGCGAGAAGACACACCCAACAUGUGAGGCUGAAGCAUCCAUCGGCACCGGCUCUCCACCCCGGCACACGCCCGUUCGCUCGCCUCCGCGCUCGACGCCUUGCUCGUCUUCUCGUUCGCGGUCGUCUUCGCUGUGUGCCUCUGGUCUCUGCGAGGUAGACAAGGGGCGAGAACGCAUUCCUGGAAGAGAUCUCCUGCAUGCGGUGUCGCUCUUUGUCUCUGCCGAGGCAACGCACUGGAUGCAGGAAGAGCGAGAGUGGCUCUUCGGCCCCGCGGUACUUCAGGCUGCAUCGAUGCUUCGCCGCCUUUCUUUCCUGUCGAUCCCGAAAAAAUGUCCAUGCGGACACGGCGAAGAACUGCGAGCUGGCGGCCAGGAUGGCGGCUGGGCUACCCCGGGAGAACGACGCGAACGGCCAGAAGAAGGACAAGUGGAGGACGGAGAGAACGCGGGGAAAGCAAGGAAACCACACACGGAGAGUGGAAGGAGGGAGAAGACAGUAAGUGAGGAUCUUGAGUUUCCAGCUUGGUGUGCGAACGCCCCGAUGUCGAUGCAUCUUCUCUCUCCAACGUGGGAUGCUCCGUUGUCUCCUGCUUCUUCGACUUCUUCUCGAACCUUUCCCAGUCCCCGUCCUGCGCCGAGAAAAGAGGUCUCAGAGGUGGCAGCUCUGCGCCUUCGAGAAGCAGCCCUGAGUCUGUUCGCCGCGCUCCUCACCCUUCCAAACAAUGAGGAAAUUUUUCUGGGCUCUCUUGACCACUGGACUGGGUCUUCGCCGUAUACACCGACCCUCAUUCAGCGGGUUCUGCUACUGGCGUGGUCUCUUGUUCUCCCUCUUUCGACUUCCGCGUCUUCCUUCGUCACGCCACCUCGGCCUAUCCGUCUGGAUCCGUCACUGCCUCUCUACGAUCCCGUUGCUCUCCAACGUCUCCUUUUUUCGCGCGGAUCCCGGGAAGCGGGAGCUGUGUCUCCACAGGAAACCCCUUCAUCACCCUACGAUGAAGUCUCGUUUCAGCUUCUCCUCCAGACACAGCGUCGGCAGCAGUCUCCCUCCCUUUCUUUCCCUUCUCUGUCAGGUUCUCUUGCUUUCUCUGCCCCGCCGUCUUCUCCCUCGCUUCUCCCUCGUCUGUCCUUCUCCCGAAGGAAUCACCGCGCACUCCAGGGUGUGUGGGGCAGUUCAAGAAGUUUCUGUCCUCUAGAUGGGCAGCACAACUUCGCACAAGAAAGCGAUCAAGAGACUCUGGCUUUUCUGAAGUAUCGUUCUUUCUUUCCGGGUGCAUGUCGUACAUGUGUGUCCUCAGCUGCUUCUCGUUCUACUUGCUCUACAUGCCCCACAGGGGCAAGCACGCCUCCUGAGACGCCUCUGUAUGCAUCCGGAUUCGACGCUUCAUUUGCGGCUUCAUCUCCCGCUUUGUCGAUCAGCUACAUACAUCUUUGCCUCUUGUCUCCGUGGCUGCUUCACGUGCAUGAAAAGAGUUUUUCGUCCGUCAGACGGGAUCUCCUCCUUUCUUCUUUACGGUCUGUGCUGUCGAUUCUCACUCACAAUGUGCUCUUAAGAGGCGCCAGAGAGUGUGAUGGGAGACCGGUGCCUGGACAGAGCAACGGCGAAAGAGAGUGCAGGAGCGAGCGACCGGCAGGGGAACAGCAGGGGAACGCAGUGGCUCGUAGACUCGAGGUGUCAACACCAGGCGACACAAAUAAAAUGCAGGACGAUGAAGAAUCUGAGAAAAGGAAACAACGUAUAAUGGACGCGUUCAGACGAAACGGAAAUCUGGCGAACGAACAUUUCCUCUCCCCAGAUACACUUGGACGGACUUGGCCCAUCUUAAGGGCUUUGUGCGGGACCCUGGAAGCUCAGAUGUGUGCUGCUGGUGGUUCAUGUCUUGCCGACUUCCAGCCGUUUGCUUCUCUUCUUCAGGCUGCUCUACAGUAGGAUCUGUGCUCCUCGGGGUGUGUAUACUUUAGGACUAUUCCCCUCUUUUUUCGAGUUUUUCUCCUGUGCUCCUUUUUUGUUCUCAAAACGUGCUCGUUGUCCCGUUUUCCCAUUCCCACAGACACCUGGAAACACGUUCCAGAGUUUUCCAGGACCUUCUCAGUUCCACCUCUUUUAUGGCAUCCGGGCGGGGUGGUACUUUUAGAUCCCGAAAGGGAAAUGCUCGGAUUUCAAAAAUACUUGGAUUCCUCUUUACAGCGCAAACGCAGAAACUCAUGUAACAUUUAUCCCAAGUGGUUUAUCUAGUGC